Benincasa hispida (wax gourd) is the source of this 2381-nucleotide messenger RNA. Its product is annotated as F-box/RNI-like superfamily protein. NCBI's taxonomy places the organism in Eukaryota, Viridiplantae, Streptophyta, Magnoliopsida, Cucurbitales, Cucurbitaceae. The record is from RefSeq and is a predicted model, not a curated record. Gene Ontology annotation, molecular function: protein binding. Gene Ontology annotation, biological process: SCF-dependent proteasomal ubiquitin-dependent protein catabolic process. Gene Ontology annotation, cellular component: SCF ubiquitin ligase complex.
UACCUCUCCAACGAAACCGCCGACUCCCACCGAUUCUCCAUCCCCGUCAUUUAUGGAUACUUCUCUCUGAUGCCAUCAAAUUCCGCUCUCAAAUUCCGCUCUCAAAUUUCACCGGCGAAGAGAUUGGAAGUUCUUCAAACAAAAUGCGAGGCCAUGAUUGGAUCAAUACGGUCCUUCCUGAUGAGUUGAUCGUUGAGAUCUUUCGGUGCCUUGAUUCGAAGCUCAGUCGCGAUGCUUGUUCUCUCGUUUGCAGGCGUUGGCUCAAGCUCGAGCGCCACAGCCGGACCACCCUACGAAUCGGUGCAACUGGUAGCCCCGACCUCUUUGUUCAGCUCCUUGCUCGCCGUUUUGUCAAUGUCAGAAAUGUCCACAUUGACGAGCGCCUGGCGAUUUCUUUUUCCCUUCAUCCAGGAAGAAGACGUCGCAAGGAAACCAUGCGCUUGCCAUACCUUGCAACUGAUAGUACUGGGGCUGAAGGUGCGUUGGAAUCUUGUCUGUCAGAUGCUGGGUUAAUUGCUCUCUCCGUAGGUUUUCCGAACCUCGAGAAACUAAGCUUAAUUUGGUGCUCUAACGUUUCAAGUCACGGUUUGACAUCCCUAGCUGAGAAGUGUAGAUUUUUGAAAUCACUGGAUCUACAGGGCUGCUAUGUUGGGGACCAAGGUAUAGCUGCAGUUGGGAAAUUCUGUAAACAACUUGAAGAUGUAAAUCUGCGUUUUUGUGAAGGGUUGACUGAUACUGGUUUGGUUGCAUUAGCCUUUGGUUGUGGAAAAUCAUUGAAAGCAUUUGGUAUUGCAGCUUGUGCCAAAAUAACUGACGUCUCAUUAGAAGCUUUGGGUGUGCACUGCAAAUAUCUUGAGGUCUUGUCGCUAGAUUCAGAAGUUAUCCACAACAAAGGGGUGCUUUCCGUAGCUCAAGGCUGCCCACAUCUGAAAGUUUUGAAGCUACAAUGUACAAAUGUCACAGACGAAGCCUUGGUAGCUGUAGGCGCCUCAUGUCCUUCUCUGGAAUUAUUGGCUUUAUACAGUUUUCAAGAAUUUACCGACAAGGGUUUACGUGCCAUUGGAGUAGGCUGCAAGAAGUUAAAAAAUCUCACUCUAAGUGAUUGCUAUUUCCUGAGCGAUAUGGGUUUGGAGGCUGUUGCAGCUGGUUGUAAAGGACUAACACAUCUUGAAGUGAACGGCUGCCACAACAUUGGAACCAUGGGACUUGAAUCCAUCGCAAAAUCUUGCCUCCAACUCACUGAAUUGGCUUUGUUGUACUGCCAAAAGAUUGUCAACUCUGGUCUUCUUGGAGUUGGUCAAAGUUGCAAGUUCUUACAAGCGCUUCACUUGGUAGAUUGCUCAAAGAUUGGAGAUGAAGCAAUAUGUGGCAUAGCCGAAGGAUGCAGAAAUUUGAAGAAACUCCAUAUUCGUCGAUGUUAUGAGAUUGGGAAUGCAGGAAUCAUAGCUAUUGGCGAGAAUUGCAAAUUCCUCACGGAUUUGAGCCUCAGAUUUUGUGAUAGGGUUGGUGAUGAGGCGCUUAUUGCCAUUGGUAAGGGUUGUUCCCUUCAUCAGCUGAAUGUUAGCGGGUGCCACCGUAUUGGUGAUGAGGGAAUUGCAGCCAUCGCUAGAGGUUGUCCCCAACUGAGUUACUUGGAUGUAAGCGUUCUCGAGAACUUGGGUGAUGUGGCAAUGGCUGAGUUAGGGGAAGGCUGCCCCUUGCUCAAGGACGUGGUGUUGUCUCACUGUCACCAGAUAACCGAUGCGGGUAUAAUGCAUUUAGUGAAGUGGUGCACCAUGCUGGAAUCCUGUCACAUGGUCUACUGUCCCGGUAUUUCCGCAGCUGGGGUCGCCACUGUUGUUUCUAGCUGCCCCAACAUAAAGAAAAUUCUGGUUGAGAAAUGGAAGGUGAGUGAGAGAACGAAACGACGUGCUGGUUCAGUUAUUUCAUACCUUUGCGUGGACCUCUAGAACACAUUUUCGUGUUCGUGCUCAUGCUCGUGUUGGUGAUAGUUGAGUCAAGUAAGUCUAUCUGAAUUUGUUUUGCUGUCACUUUUCAGUUGCCCUUCGUGGUUUUUUUCUUGUGCUGCAUCUCUUGUUGUAAUUCUUAAAUUCAGAAGAUGACGACCAUGGUUUUGUCAAAAGAGAAAUAUUGGCUGAGCUCAAUUAACAUCGUUGAUAGUAAUAAUAUUGUAUAGAAAGCCCAAUAAAGCGACAAUUCUGAAUUUAAGAAAAAUCCGCCGGAAUCCCCCGUUGGUAUGAUGUGAACCCAAUUGAGGCGGGGAGGAUGUAUUUCUUAUUGAAAGAGUCAUUCGAUCAUUGAGUUUUCAAUAUGUUAUUGCUUGAUGAAAUGUAUUCGUGUAAUCAAACUAAAGUCUUUAACUAGUUCUUUUUUCCCUCUUA